Molecule: messenger RNA, 1441 nt
Organism: Gryllus bimaculatus (two-spotted cricket)
Lineage: Eukaryota; Metazoa; Arthropoda; Insecta; Orthoptera; Gryllidae
Source: the annotation of a GenBank genome assembly
AUGUUGCCUGAUGGGUUUGGUGAUGUCAACAUUGGCAUGCUUGUCAACAACCAGUGGCCUCCUGUUCAUUUGAAAAAUGUUUGGUAUGUUCCGGAAGUUGCAAGUAUUGCAUUGGUAUCUGCCUCUAAGCUCGUUGAUAAUAUGAAUAUACCACAAAUGCAACCCCAAGUUCCCUCCGGUAUACCUCAGGUACCUCAACAGCAACCAGGAACUCCACAACAAGCUCAGCAGAUACAGCAGAUGCCUCAACAAACCCAGGAAAAAUUAGAUAAUAUUUCCAAAGUUAAGUCAUUAAUUGGACCCCUGCGGGAAUCUCUAGCUAUUACCUUGAAAACAGCAGCCCAAACAUUGCAUCAAAAUAGCUUAGUAGAUGUCGGAUCACUGAAAGGUGUCGAUGUUCCAGUACCUAGAUUUGAUAAAAAUAUGGAAGAAUUUUAUUCACUGUGUGACCAAAUUGAAUUACACCUUAAAACUUCCAUUGAGUGCUUGUCACAAGGUGCAAGUAGCCAACGUUAUUUGCCACUUCAAGUGGCAACUACUCGAAUGGAGCCCUUGCCUGGGCAAGAUGGUGUGCAGACUUAUCCACAGUAUUUGAGUACGGUGAGAACACAGCUGGUGUACACAAAAGAAGUUCAGGAUUGCUUGAUGAAUGCUGCUCAGAAUUUGGUGCAUGGUGAAUAAAUGUAUUAUUUACAUGUAACUGAUCUUGAAAAGCUUUGACACAAGGACUUGGAAGAUGUACGGAAACACUGAAUAUUUAUACAAAAAUUAACUUUAAUCAACAUUUAAAAUUAAAAAAGCCUUUACACGUAGCUUUGAUUACAUAAAUAAAUAUCAUGAUGGGAUUCCUGUCAUAACUUUUCCAUAACACCGUGAGACAACUUGCCAAUCAUAACCUAUACAGCAACAAGAAUUGGCCAUUGUAGAAAUUCAUCACAAAGCCUCCCUAAGGACUUUGCAACUUAAAGACUCUAGGGUGACUGCAGAGUUACAGAAUAUAAUUCAACACAAAUUAAGGCUGAGCAAUUGACAAGGCUGCCACAAAAUUUUACAAAAUCAAUAUGAACUUCAGGCAGUCAAGUUAAUGUGCCUCAGUCUGCUGCCUUUCAUUAUAAAAGGAAAUAAAAUGCAUCCGUAAGCUAUAUCCGCCUGUCAUGCAGCCAAGACCAGCACUAGCAUCCUCUUUGAAUCUUCCCAUCCUCCAGUUUGAAAGGCUGCGACUAGUAUCAGGACUCAGUUCUGUCAUUGACUGUCAUUUCAGUCUCUCCAUGGAGUUGGCACUGAACCCUGAAACAAUGUGAAAAUAUAAGUGUAAAGCAGUUUUGAAAGAGAAAAUAUACCUUUUUUAAAAUUGCCAUUAUGUGCUACUUUUGAGUUACUAAAAUUAAUAUUCCUUUCCAAAGUUCCUUUCUUCACGUGUGUGUGUGUGUGGGGGGGGGGC